UUGUUAUUUCCUAACUGUUUCUUUGCAUUACAUUAAAUAAAUAUAUAAUAAUAACAGUCAUUGGUAACCCGUUUGUUGGAUCAAUAAUUGUGCCUGUUUUUUGUUAAAUGCAGUGAAGGAAUUUCAAUUCGAAGAAUUUUGUGGCGGAAUUUCGAUUUUAAUUCGUAGAAAUUUCAAAACAUUAUGGAAGUUAGCAAUCCCACUGAUCCAUCAGCGGCUGCUGUAAAUAUACGUCCAAAGAAUAUUUACGGUUUGCGCACAGAUGUUGUUGGUAAUAUACAUUUUAAUCUAUAUCAGGAAGUUAUUUAUCCCGUGGAGGGCGUUUUGGCAUUCCAUGACUAUGUCAGUAAUAAGCAAAGAUUCCUCAGACUGCCUGAAGGUGUUUAUCCUGAAUAUAUAGCGAUGAGUGUGCAGCGAAAAUUGUUGGCCAUAAUCGAGACGUUGCCGAAAGUUGGCACCUCCAUCUCUAUAUAUGACCUAUCCACAUUGAAGAAACGACGCAGUCUCGCAUUGCCCAAUGCCACAUCCAAGAUUGCAUAUAUGGCAUUCACUUGUGAUGCCAAAACUAUUGUUUUACUAACGAAACCACCCGAGGAGACUUUAUAUAUGUUGAUGUUGGACAAAACAGGCACGGUAAUUGAGGCGAAACCCACUGCUAAUCUUGCCAAGGGCACGGUGGAGUGUUUGGCAUGUAAUCCGCAAGAUCAUAGUCUACUUAGCGUAGCUGGUGAUGGUGCUUUAUUGCUUAUGACCAAAUCGGAAAAGGGUGUCAGUGUGAGCAAUAAUGUUAAAGUCGAUUUUCAUAUCACUUCACUAGCUUACAUUGCGGCCGAUUUGAUAAUGAUUGGCACCAGUCAAAAUGAAUUGAUUCUGAUUGAGAAUGGUGAUAUCAAGCAAAGGCAAAAGGCAUACGAUGCUGAACUCAUCGAUAUCAUAUGGGAUCAAGAUUUAUUGAAUAAAGAGCUGGAACAUAAGAUACCGUCUGAGAAGAAACUUUUCGAUCAGCGAGUUUUAUGUAUGACUGCAUUUCCACGCGGUUUCGCAUUUGCCAUUUUCAAUCAAGUUUUCGUUUUCGAACGUGUCUCUAAAUUCAAAAUGGAACGUAAGACUAUAUUAACAAUACCAAUCGGUUUUGCGUCUGAGCACACGUAUCAGAUAACAAAUGUAGCAAUCUGUUCACGUCAAGAGACCGUUAUUGUGACAACAAAACAUGCACAAAUCUACGUUGGCAUACUGAUUGUGCCGGAGACGUUGAAGACCAAGCAAUUGCAAUUUCAACCGCUUGGCGCUUGGAUACAUCUAUCGGAAAUCACCAGCAUGUCGGUGUGCGCAUGGAAGCCCAUAAUUAUGACGGCUUCCCACGAUCAGACUGUGCGCAUUUGGAAUUACGAAACCGAUAAGGUUGAGUUGGUGCGAAAAUUCCAAGUGGAUGUGAAUAUUGUGGAACUCAAUUCGAAUGGCUUAAUGGCCGCCAUUGGCUUCUCAGAUCAGCUGCGUAUCACACAAAUAUUUAUGGAUGAACUAAAUAUCGUCAAGACAUACAAUUUCCCGCGCUGUAAAGAUGUCAAGUAUUCGAAUUACGGUCACUUCAUGGCUGCCGGCUAUGACAAUAUUAUAAGCAUCACAUCUGUUUAUAAUUUGGAGAUUUUGAAACAACUGAAGGGACAUAAUGGCUUGGUACUUUCACUCGCCUGGUCGGCCACCGACAAGUAUCUUAUAUCGGGUGGUGCUGAGGGUGCCAUCUAUCAGUGGGACGUGGAGACCGGCACACGCGUCCAAGAGAUUGUACAAAAGGGUACCGAAUAUCGUUCGGUCUGCUGUACCUUCAACGAGCCGCUUUCCAUUUAUGCUGCCACGAAUUUCGGUGUACUACGAGAAUUUCAAAAUUCAGAGAUUGUGCGCGAAAUUGUCGUACCGUCCAAAGUGCGUACGCCACUCACAGAUAUGUGCUUGUCACGUUCGGAUCUUAUAAUGUUUGUUGGCAAUGAAUCUGGUGAUUUGUUCAAUGUACAAUUACCCUUUAUGGAUGCGGGUGGUGCCUCCUGUACAUUAUUUCGCUUUUUCACCAGUCAAAUUAACAAACUUUUCUUCUCGUAUGAUGGCACGCUGCUGUUGGCGAUCUCGAAGAAUGGCACUUUAGCAAUAUGGGCUAUGGAUAAUAUUGAAGGUAAAGUCGCAUCAAUGGAUGCUGAUUUGUUGCGCAGCCAAGAGGUACUCAUACCGCGCAAUAUAUUAUUGGAAAAGAACGAACAAAUUGCCAAUUUGGAAAUACGUUUACGUCAACAGGCAGAAGAAUUCCAAUACCAGCUUAGUCAGAAUGAGAUAUUUGAUGGACAGCAGUUGGCCGAGGUGCAUCGUAGUUAUUGCCAGGCACUUGAGGAACUCAAGAAGAAAAAUAAUGAAAUCGAACAGCGACACGCCGAAGAGAUGAACCAGGUCACUUUCCAAAUCAGUGAUUUACGCGAUGAACACAAGAAACAUUUGGAUAACUUAGCAGAUCAGUACUCCGAGCGCAUGUUGAUUGAAUACCAAAAGUUUAACAACUUACGUGAGAGCAUGCUAGCGCUGCGUGAAAAUUAUGAGAAUAAACUAAAGACCUCAGCUGGCAUACUGCAGGAUACGGUGGAGGGUUUGGAAACAGACUACAAACGUCAAUUGGAUGAACGUAAGGAACUAAUACGAGGUCUUAUGAAGGAGAUGCAAGACAAGAAAAUCGAAUUCUUCGAAUAUUGUCGUAGAGUGGAAGAGGAGAAUGAUCGCAACAUGGUGGAAAUGCAAUUGCAGUAUGAGAACAAACUCAAUGCCGAGCAGAACUCAACGCAAUUGUGGCGUGGUAAAUCCGGCGUUUUAGAGAAACGCUAUCAAACUCUGAGCAAUGAUAUUGAGAAAUUACUUGAGGAGGUGGAAACCUUAAAAGAGGAACACAGCAAAUCGCAAAAGAAUAUUACACGUCUGACGCGUUCCAUCGAUGAUUUGCUUAAAGAUAUUUCCGAUCGUGACUAUGCCAUCAACGCGAAGGAGAAACGCAUACAGGAAUUACUGCACAAGAACCAAGAAUUAGACAAAUACAAACAGGUGCUAUCACACAAGAUUGCCGAAUUGAAAGCUCAAAUUGAGCCACGUGAAUUUCAAAUCAAUGACAAGCGUAAACAUAUACUCGAAAUGGAAAAUGAGUUGGAGGGUUUGAAUCAAAACAAUAUACAAUUGGAAUUACAACUAAAGGAGCUUAAGGAUAAGUAUCUAAGUAAUAUGGAAGAGCUGAAGGUGGAACGACACCGCUCGCGUGCGGGUAGAGAAUGUAUUACGGCUAUUUGUAGUGAGAUUUAUCAUGUAGCGGCCUUUGUUGAUUCACCAAAACGUCUGCAGGUAAAAGUAAAAGAGUUAUUUCAACGUCAUGCUAGCGAUGAUGAGCUAAAACGACACAUUUCUUUGGAUGCUGAAGUGCGCGAUGAAUUUCAACGCCAACGUGCGCAAAUUGAACGCAUUUUGAACAUGCAUAAGGAUCGCAAGCCAAGUCAGGACGAGGAAAAGAAGUACCAGAAACUUUUCAAAGAAAACGUGAUUCUUCUCAGUGAAGUGGACAAACUGCGCGAGGAGAAUACACACUUGCGUAAUCGCGUUAAAAAGGAUAUGGCUAGACAAAAGUUUUCUGGGAAAAAGACUUCUUAAAUGCUACUUUAGUUUUUUUGGUUGUUUGUUGUUUGAGCGAUUCGUUCUAAAAAUUUUGAAAAUUGCCUGUG
Molecule: messenger RNA, 3740 nt
Organism: Ceratitis capitata (Mediterranean fruit fly)
Lineage: Eukaryota; Metazoa; Arthropoda; Insecta; Diptera; Tephritidae
Gene: tous
Product: cilia- and flagella-associated protein 57
Exons: 6
Coding region: 184-3669 (1161 amino acids)
Molecular function (GO): protein binding
Source: RefSeq, a predicted model, not a curated record